AUGGCAUCGCCGCUGUCCCCAGCGAAACCCUCAUCCCUGAACAUCGCUACACCGCCCACAACCCGUCGCUACGACCAGUCACGGUACGAGGUUCAGGCCUACACGGAGCAAUCCACCACGACUGCCACCACAACCACAACCGCAGCCCCCUCUACAUCCUCCCCCAGCGGCAUCGACAUCGACGCCUCCAGCUCGAGCACUCGUCACGCCACGGCUGCCGUCGAAGACAGCCCCCUGCAGCAAAAGCAGCAGCACAAGCAGCAGCUCAAGUUUGGGAAGGAGAACAACAUGUCACCUCCCAAGCAGCGCCAUUCGCGCAUCAUGUCUGGGAACGAACUCUCCCCCCUCAAAAUCCUCACCACGGGCGAGCCGAACCCCGAGCGCCAGUUCUCCCCAGCCCGCGGCUCCCGCAAGAGCCUCAUGUCCCCCGACAAGCGGUUCCCCGUACGGGUCAGCAACCCCAUCAGCGAGACAGCCGACAAGAGCCCAAGUGAUGCCGCCGGCGAACGCCCAGACAUGCGGGAGCGCACCAUGAGCCUCGAUGACGCCCUGCGAAGCAACAAGGGUCUCAGCCACGCCAUUGACAUUUUUGAGGAUGACACCGUCGACGACUUUGGUCGGGCGCACGACACGUCGCCCGACGCGACCGACCGCCUCGACAGGGACGACCACGGCGACGACACGGAAGUCCAUCACGAGGUGACCUACGACGACUCGGUUGGCCCUGACGAUACCAUGACGAGCACCUUCAGUGCCUUUUCCGCCGUGCCCAACCUGACGACCUUUGCGCGGCUGGGCAACAGCCCGCCAAAGACAAACGGCCUAGACGACGGCAUGACCCCCCGGGGUCGCCCUGGCCCCUCGCCCGCGAGAUCACAACGCCCCAUGUCCUACCACCCAGACUCGUCCGGCAACACGACAAACCUCCUCAUGGACUUUACCGAACACCAGCGCCAUCCCGGCAAGUCGCCCGGGAAGAGAUUCACGACCGGCACCGGUUCUGCCGUCCCCGCCACUCCGGCGCGGCAGAUGGGCAACCUGCUCGACUUUGACAUUCCCCCGCUACCCACGCCGCGCAGCAUCCCGACCAUCACGCCGCGCGAGCUCGAGAGCCUCAAGUCGAGCUUCCUCUCGGAGAUCAGCAGCCUCAAAGCGUCCCUCAGCGGCAAGGAGGCGGAAGCCCUUGCCCUCAAGACGGCGGUCGGCGACGCCGAGAAGCGUGUCGGCGAGUGCAUGGAGAAGGUACGCGAGAUGUCGUCCGAAAAGGAGCACCUGACCGCCGAGAAGGAGGGCUGGGAGAAACGGAGCCGCGAGAUGGAGACGGUGCUGCGCAGCGUCAAGGAAGAGAUUGUCCGCAGCCAACGCGAGACGGAAGAGCUGGAAUACAAGCUGUCGGAGAGCGAGGCGCGCCGUGAGGCGGCUGAGAACAUGGCCCAGGAGGCCGAGAGCAAGCUCGCCGGCAUGCGCGCCGGCAGGGCGUCGGAGGACAGUGCCAGAUCCGACAAGAGCAGGAGCCCCGGCGCCAAGGACGCCUCGAAAGAGGUCGAAAUGGCCGUCGAGCGCGUGGCCCGUGAGCUGCACGCUCUGUACAAGAGCAAGCACGAGACCAAGGUGACGGCGCUGAAGAAGAGCUACGAGGGUCGCUGGGAGAAGAGGGUCCGCGACCUCGAGACCAGGCUCGAGGAUGUGAGCGAGGAGAACGAGCGCCUGCGCCUCGGACGGGAUGCGACCAUGACGCGCGUUGAUCCUGCCGAGCAGGCAGCCGAGGAGGAGCGCAAGGCGCAGGCAGUCCGUGACGCCGCGCAGAUCCGGCACCUCGGCGCCGAGGUCGACAAGCUCGAGGCCAUGAUGCACACGAUCCGCGACGACAAUGGCGAGCUGCGGACUCUGCUGGAGCAGGAGCGCGUCGAAAAGGGCGAGCUCGUGCAGCUGGCCGAGGAGAUGAUGUCGAUGCAGAGCUUCGUCGCCGCGGAGAAGCAAAAGACCCAGCCCAAACCUCAGGAGCCCGCCCCCCGGCCCGACCGCACGCCGGUGCGCACGCCUGCCAAGGCCAGGACGCCGGGGCCGGCCGUCAGGAUGCCGCAGCCCGACGGCUUCCGCAGCAGCGUCACGCGUGCGUCCGGUCUCAAGGCGCCCGGCAGCUCCAUCGUCAUGCCUGGCAGGAGCGCUGGCGCGGCGAACCACGAGCGGACAAGGAGUGGCACAGCAGGCCUGCCCAGACCAGGGAGUGGGUUCGGCGCACGCAGCGGUAUCAUGAGCUCGAUCGAAAAGAUGGGCAACUAUCGUGGACGCGCCGAGUAA
Verticillium nonalfalfae is the source of this 2301-nucleotide messenger RNA. RefSeq lists its product as uncharacterized. Gene Ontology annotation, biological process: cell population proliferation; mitotic spindle organization. The transcript has a single exon. Lineage: Eukaryota; Fungi; Ascomycota; Sordariomycetes; Glomerellales; Plectosphaerellaceae. Gene Ontology annotation, cellular component: cytoplasm. The record is from RefSeq and is a predicted model, not a curated record. The coding region runs from base 1 to 2301 and encodes 766 amino acids.